UCCGCCGAGUGGGGAGGGGCCGCCAGUGCGCGCCACUUUUCGCCUGUCGGGGCACUGCGCCAGCGCAGGGCAGCCCAGAGGCGGGGUUGCGUCGCUGCGCCUGCGCGGCGGGAAGCCGGCGGGGAGUUCUUUCUCCAGAGGUCCACGUUCCAGUCUCCGCCUAGACCCUUCUGGGUUCGGCAGUUGUCGCGGUGUUGGAGUGGCGCAGGGUCGCGCGUCCCCGGCAGGGGGCGUGUCUGUGGGCCGCGCCUCCUUCUCCGCCCCGCGAGCCUCUCUGACCACCCCUCUUUUCUAGAGUUCUGCCUCGCUUCCUGGCGCAGUCGCAGCUCUCAGCCCACUCAGGAUAAUGGCGACAGCUGAGGUACUGAACAUUGGUAAAAAAUUGUAUGAGGGUAAAACAAAGGAAGUCUACGAAUUGUUAGAUAGUCCAGGAAAAGUCCUCCUGCAGUCCAAGGACCAGAUUACAGCAGGAAAUGCAGCUAGGAAGAAUCACCUGGAAGGAAAAGCUGCAAUCUCAAAUAAAAUCACCAGUUGUAUUUUUCAGUUGCUACAGGAAGCAGGUAUUAAAACUGCCUUCACCAGAAAAUGUGGGGAGACAGCUUUCAUUGCACCUCAGUGUGAAAUGAUUCCAAUUGAAUGGGUUUGCAGAAGAAUAGCAACUGGUUCUUUUCUCAAAAGAAAUCCUGGUGUCAAGGAAGGAUAUAAGUUUUACCCACCUAAAGUGGAGUUGUUUUUCAAGGAUGAUGCCAAUAAUGACCCACAGUGGUCUGAGGAACAGCUGAUUGCUGCAAAAUUUUGCUUUGCUGGACUUGUUAUAGGCCAAACUGAAGUGGAUAUCAUGAGUCAUGCUACACAGGCUAUUUUUGAAAUACUGGAGAAAUCCUGGUUGCCCCAGAAUUGUACUCUGGUUGAUAUGAAGAUUGAAUUUGGUGUUGAUGUAACCACGAAAGAAAUUGUUCUUGCUGAUGUUAUCGAUAAUGAUUCCUGGAGACUCUGGCCAUCAGGAGAUCGAAGCCAACAGAAAGACAAACAGUCUUAUCGGGACCUCAAAGAAGUAACUCCUGAAGGGCUCCAAAUGGUAAAGAAAAACUUUGAGUGGGUUGCAGAGAGAGUAGAGUUGCUUUUGAAAUCAGAAAGUCAGUGCAGGGUUGUAGUGUUGAUGGGCUCUACUUCUGAUCUUGGUCACUGUGAAAAAAUCAAGAAGGCCUGUGGAAAUUUUGGCAUUCCAUGUGAACUUCGAGUAACAUCUGCACAUAAAGGACCAGAUGAAACCCUGAGGAUUAAAGCUGAGUAUGAAGGGGAUGGCAUUGCUACUGUUUUUGUGGCAGUGGCAGGCAGAAGUAAUGGUUUGGGACCAGUGGUGUCCGGGAACACUGCAUAUCCAGUUAUCAGCUGUCCUCCCCUCACACCAGACUGGGGAGCUCAGGAUGUGUGGUCUUCUCUUCGACUACCCAGUGGUCUUGGCUGUUCAACCAUACUUUCUCCAGAAGGAUCAGCUCAGUUUGCUGCUCAGAUAUUUGGAUUAAACAACCAUUUGGUAUGGGGAAAACUGCGAGCAAGCAUUUUGAACACAUGGAUUUCCUUGAAGCAGGCUGAUAAGAAAAUCAGAGAAUGUAAUUUAUAAGAAAGAAUGUCAUUGAAUUUUUUAGGGGGAAAACUAUAAAUUUCUAAUUUAGCUGAAGGAAAAUCAAGCAAGAUGAAAGGUGAUUUUAGAUUAGAGAAUACAAACAAAAUGUAUUAGUGAAUAAAUGCUUCUCUAUAUCCAUAUUAAUAAACAUGAACACCUAACCCAUCCUU
Molecule: messenger RNA, 1797 nt
Organism: Sapajus apella (tufted capuchin)
Lineage: Eukaryota; Metazoa; Chordata; Mammalia; Primates; Cebidae
Gene: PAICS
Product: phosphoribosylaminoimidazole carboxylase and phosphoribosylaminoimidazolesuccinocarboxamide synthase
Exons: 9
Coding region: 347-1624 (425 amino acids)
Biological process (GO): 'de novo' IMP biosynthetic process
Molecular function (GO): phosphoribosylaminoimidazolesuccinocarboxamide synthase activity
Source: RefSeq, a predicted model, not a curated record